GGCUUUAUUAUUUUUUUUUUCAGCAACUAAUAAUAUAUUUCAACAAAGGAGAUCAUGGCUUUGAUAAUGUCUACAUGGACAUGAAGACCAUAUUCAGAGCUUUUGGGCCAGAUUUCAAAAAGAAUCACCUAGCUGAGCCUUUUGACAGCAUCCACAUCUACCCACUCAUGUGUAAGCUCCUGGGGGUUACCCCUGAACCCCAUAACGGCUCCCUGGCAGUCACCCAGGAAAUGCUUGUGCAACAUGAGCACAAUGAGCAGCAGCAGCCAGGAGCAGAGACACAGAAGACAUUCCCUCUCCAGAAGAUAGCGUUUGGCCUCGGGAUUGUGACAGGAGUUCUUGCCGUUCUGUGUGUUGCUAGUGUGAUAUACACAGUCAUUCGUCGGAAAAAGAAGCAGAGAGCUGAUCAAAUGAGCAAAAGUGGACCAAUCGGCCCGGCCCAGUUCUGAAGCAUCAUUCCCUUAAGACCAAGCCUUGGCCCUGGUUAAGGCUCAUCAUAUCUCAGAUGAUUCUACCUCAGGAUACCGUGAGGAAGAGGAUUUCUGCAACAUCAGACCCAGAAACCAUUAAUUCCGUGUAAAAACACAUCAAUAAUCACGGCCCACCCUCUUGAUUUAAAUCAACAGCGUGGAGAGAAUAAGACAAACCGUUCCUGUGUCAGAUCCUGUGCUCACUUGGUACUGGUGGAAGAACAGAUAUGAGAAUAAAUGCAUUCCAUUAGAAUUAA
Acinonyx jubatus (cheetah) is the source of this 727-nucleotide messenger RNA. Its product is annotated as bis(5'-adenosyl)-triphosphatase enpp4-like. The transcript is spliced from 3 exons. The coding region runs from base 75 to 449 and encodes 124 amino acids. The record is from RefSeq and is a predicted model, not a curated record. NCBI's taxonomy places the organism in Eukaryota, Metazoa, Chordata, Mammalia, Carnivora, Felidae.